CCAGUGGAAUAGAAAACUUCGGAAUCGGAAAACGCUCUCUCUCUCUCUCUCUCGCUUCCAUUUUCACAUUCAGAUUUCUCGCGAAUUUGAGAGUGCUGUGGUUGUUGUGAUAGAAGGAAGCCGAAAUGGGGUUGAGCUUUACGAAGCUGUUCGGUAAGCUUUUCUCUAAGAAAGAGAUGCGCAUUUUGAUGGUUGGUCUUGAUGCUGCUGGUAAGACCACGAUCUUGUACAAGCUAAAGCUCGGAGAAAUUGUGACCACCAUCCCGACCAUCGGAUUUAAUGUGGAGACUGUGGAAUACAAGAACAUCAGCUUUACUGUUUGGGACGUUGGUGGUCAGGACAAGAUCCGUCCACUUUGGAGGCAUUACUUUCAGAAUACACAGGGCCUUAUUUUUGUUGUGGAUAGCAAUGAUAGGGACCGAGUCGUAGAGGCAAGAGAUGAGUUGCACAGGAUGUUGAAUGAAGAUGAGCUUAGAGAUGCUGUUUUGCUUGUAUUUGCUAACAAGCAAGAUCUUCCUAAUGCCAUGAAUGCUGCAGAAAUAACUGACAAACUCGGUCUUCACUCCCUUCGCCAGCGCCACUGGUACAUCCAGAGCACCUGCGCCACAUCUGGAGAGGGCCUAUACGAAGGUUUGGACUGGCUUUCCAACAACAUCGUUAGCAAGGCCUGAGACGACAAAUGAUUUGGUUGCUCAGGACUAUGUUCAGAGUUCUCCCAUUCUGGAAAGGAUAGUUUCAUUUAUUUAUUUAAUUAUUUAUUUAUUUAUUCAGUGAUUAUGGAUAUAAAUAGGGAAAGAAAGUUCUGCUUUAUGCAUGUACUCGAGAUGCUUUAAGCUAGACACUAGGCUUUUCAAAAUUCAUUCUUUUCAUUUAAUACCAAUUUCAUUAUUAUUAUUA
This is a messenger RNA of Cucurbita maxima (winter squash), 897 nucleotides long. RefSeq names its product ADP-ribosylation factor-like. The record is from RefSeq and is a predicted model, not a curated record. Gene Ontology annotation, cellular component: cytoplasm. Bases 126 to 671 code for a protein of 181 amino acids. Gene Ontology annotation, biological process: vesicle-mediated transport; intracellular protein transport. NCBI's taxonomy places the organism in Eukaryota, Viridiplantae, Streptophyta, Magnoliopsida, Cucurbitales, Cucurbitaceae. Gene Ontology annotation, molecular function: GTPase activity; GTP binding. The transcript has 7 exons.